Molecule: messenger RNA, 3029 nt
Organism: Electrophorus electricus (electric eel)
Lineage: Eukaryota; Metazoa; Chordata; Actinopteri; Gymnotiformes; Gymnotidae
Source: RefSeq, a predicted model, not a curated record
CCCUCUCGAGUCUUCCAAGGUUUCAUUCUUAAAUGGGACCAGGGUUUUGCGUUCCACUAUUGCCUUCGGCUGGCUCAUCAAGGAUCCAGACCCUUACAUUUGUAAAGCUGCUCUGUGUUGUAAAAAGAACUCUAUAAAUAAAUUUGACUUUGACUUUUAUUGGAUCAUAGCAGGUAUAAUAUCUUCAACUGAGAUCAUUAGAUCUGUUUAGAUUGUAUUAACCGGACAUUAAGACAUCAAGAAAAGGUUAAAAAGGUUACGAAUGUUCCUACAAGCCCUUUUGUCUGCUGUUAGAUUCUAGAAAUUCUGAAACCCAAGUGUAUGAAGAACUGAAAACUACUGUACGUUAGGGGUAUGGAGCACCUGUUGCCUGUAAAUGUGUGUAAGAGGCGCUCUGUAGAAGUGUAUUUUUAUUUGGCAGUUGGAGGUUCCACUUUGUAGGGGUGACAGAGUUGACAGUGGGGAAGUUUUGCACACUUCACUGUAAAGCUUUGAGGAUUUAAUACGUUUGCUUAGAGGGGGGAAAUUUAUUUAUUUAUUUAUUUUUGGCUCUCUCUUUAGCAUGUUGUGGCAUCACAACAGGAAUUUCUAGUACUGCACUGCUUAGAACUGCAACAAUGCCCUUAUGUAAUGUUCAACUCGAGUCAUUCCACGGGAAUACGACUGUUCUUUGAGCAAAUCAUUCAGAUGAGCGAGGUUGUAAAGCUAGGUUUUUUGGUUCAGGAGGACUAUUGCACAUGUGUUUUCUGUGCCAUAACCCACUGAUCUAAUUCUGUCCUGGAGUGUUUAUUCUUCAUGUGAACAGACGCAUGCUUGCGUGUGCAUAUUGGAAUGUAGGCCCACCUCAGUGUUUGCGAGUAUUAACCGAAAUGAAUGGCUUUUUAGAAGACUCACUGGGAGAGACAAAGAGAAAGAUGUGGAGCAUUGUUUUGCUGGCUUGAUUUGGCCUGGAGUUCUGGGUGGAGCCUUCACUAGCACGAGGGGUGAAAUCCCCCAGAGAUCACUAAAUAAGCAGAAUAAAGAGAGAAGAAGGAGGAGUGGGAUGUUUGCAUGAGGACUGAAUCGUCUAUGUAUGAAUACAUCUGCAGACUUGUUCAGCUGGCAGAGCAGCGCUUGAGCAGAGAUGGCUCGCCACCACAUCACAAGUCUUUGUCAUGGGCCUCAAGCAGUUACUGUGCCAACAGACGAUGGUGUAGAUCGCUGAGGUCUUUUAAUCAUGGAGCAGAGUCCUUUGGUUGUGAAGUUCGAAGAUCAGCUCCCUUUGCUCUUCCGCACUGCCAGCCUGGUGUUCUACAGCAUCAUAUUCUGCGUAGGCCUGGCAGUCAAUCUCACCGCCCUCUGGGUCUUUACCCUGACUACGAAGCGAAGGAACUCUGUCACCAUCUACAUGAUCAAUGUGGCUGUGGUGGACCUCAUCUUUAUUCUGCUACUGCCCUUCCGCAUGAUCUACUACAGUAAGAACUACUGGCCCUUCGGAGACCUGUUCUGCAGGGUGAAUGCAGCGCUCACCAUAGUCUACCCCUGUCUGGCUCUGUGGCUUUUUGCCCUGAUCAGUGCAGACCGCUACGUCGCCAUAGUGCAGCCACGACACAGCAAGGUGCUGAAGAACGUGCCCAAGGCCCUGCUAUCAUGCGCAGGCGUGUGGGUCAUGACCCUGGGCAGCGCCGCGCCGCUCCUCUUCCACGACGAGGACCCGGACGCGCCAUCCAAUCACACCACGUGCCUGAAGAUGCAUGACAUCGUGUACCUGCGCCGCGACAACCCCGUGCACUUUGUGCGCCUGGGUUUCUUCUUCCUACUGCCCAUGUUCAUCAUGGUGGGCUGCUACAUGGUCAUCGUCAACAACCUGGUGCACGGGCGCAUGUCCAAGCUGAAGCCCAACGUCAAGAAGAAGUCUGUCCGCAUCAUCAUGACUCUGAUCGUGCAGGUGCUGGUCUGCUUCGUGCCCUUCCACAUCUGCUUCGUUUUCCUGCUGCUGGAACAGAGCAGACAGGACUACAGCACCUGGGGUGCCUUCACCACCUUCCUGAUGAACAUGAGCACAGUACUAGACAUCAUCCUCUACUACAUUGUGUCCAAGCAGUUCCAGGACCGUGUCAUCAGCGUGAUCCUAUACAGAAACUACUUGAGGAGUGUGCGGCGGAAGAGCCGGCACACGACUAGCGUGCGCUCCCUCAGCAACCUCACCAGUGCCAUGAUUUAGCGCCUUCCCAACCCGCUCGCGUGGGGGGAGGGUACUGGCUUCCACAUUUUUUGCUUUGUCCCAGAUCACCCUUGGUACUUAGUUGAUUUCUUGCUCAGGUGCUCCAGGAGCUGGGUUAGAGCAUAAAAAACAGGCCUGUCUGGAGGUCCCCUGAGGACUUGGUGCUGAAACACCAUUGAUAAGGCGUACCGCUGGAGACAGGGUUUAGUUAGGUAUAGUAUGUAAAAAUGCUGUUUUGAUUAUAACAUGAUUAGAAACUUGCCUGGUUUUAAAGAAAGGAGAAGUACGCACCCUAAAGCUCAUUUAAUUUUCACUUUCCACCAAAGAGUAUUGCAGUUUGUUAACAGAGAGCUGUUUGGACAGAACUUCUAAUCUUAUAAUGGGGCAUGCUGGCAGUUCAGCUGCUGAUGAUUUUCAAGGGGGUGGGAACAGAAAUCAAAGAAGGAACCAUCAGAACAGGAAAAGCUCUUGAUACUGGAACCAACGGUGAGAGCUUGAUUUCCCAGCUUCCACACUGGAAAGUCAUUACAUUCCAGUGCUCGCAAUUUAGGAGACUACAUGAAGAGACAGAAAAGUAAACUGAGUUACUCAUGAAUUAUUCAUCAUGAACUAAUCAUGGACCAAAGGAAUCAAAGGACAAUAUUUGUGGCUCUUCAAAAUGUUUCAUGUAUGCAAUAGAAAAAGUCAAGCACGGUAUUUACGGGACUUGCAAUCGUGAUAAUGUUUUCCAUCUCCAUACAGGAUAUUCGGGGGUGAUCUCUGUUAGGCAAACCUAAAGUCAGUAUUUGUAAAAUACCAAAAUACCUACAAGGAUAAGUCCUUCCUC